AUGGCAUUCGUGGCACCGGCAGUGCGCUGGCCUGAUGCCGUGGCAUCCCACCUGCCACAACCGCUCAAAGAGUCAGGCAUCCCUCCACAAUACUUUGUCAUUGUUCCCGCAACGCUCCUCGCCGUGCUCCUGACAUACACGCUCUCGAAGGCGUCUGCCAGAGUCAACACUCCACACUUGGUUUCUGCCGGAUCAUCAGAGCAAGAGUACACCACCAAGCGCUCGCACAAUCGCCCAGCGACGGUCCUGCUCGUCGGUCUCAGCGACACGGGCAAGACAUCGCUCUUCUCGUCGCUCGUCUACCAGACCACGCCAGCAACGCUGCCGUCGCAAAAGCUGUCCCAGGGCCUUGUUGCUGCUUCGGCGCUCGAUGCGGAUGCGAGCUUGAAACCAGUCACGCUGGUCGAUCUACCAGGUCACGCGAGACUUCGCCCUCUGGUUGACGAACAUCUCUCGCAAGCGGACGGCCUCGUCAUCUGCGUCGAUGCCGUCAUGGCUUCCAAAGCCUCCACCUCCUCGGCUUCUCGUCAAGGCGACGCCGAGACCAUCACCGACGUAGCCGAUGUGCUCCAUUCGACGCUCACCACGCUCGCCAGACAACGUGCUCGCUCGUCGAAUGGUAUCGCUCCGCCGUCCGUGCUCGUCCUCUUCACGCGCGCCGAUCUCUCGCCUCUUCUAGGUGGGGCUGCUGCAGGCACGGAUGCGACCAAGGACGAGAAACGCCGUGCGCAGCUGCUUGCGCGGUGCAGGACGACGCUGGAGGCGGAACUGGGGCAGAGGCGCUUCAAUAUGGGACUGGGUCGACGACGCGCUGGCGCCGGGGGUGGAGGCGCGGCGGGGAAUGUCAAGAUCGCCGGGCUGGGCAAAGUGGCUGACGGUGAUUCGGGCGCAAGCGGUGCGGGAGGCGGGGUGUUUGGAUGGAUCAAGCGCGCGCUCGGCUUGGCAGGCCCGGGUGGAAACGUUUCCGCGGACGCAGGCGAGGGCGAGGAGGAAGAAGAAGACGACGAGGUGGUCGACUACAUCGACUGGGCGGCGAGUCAGAGGGCGCUUUCCGGUGCGAGCGACACGCCGCUCGGCGCAUCGAGUUUCAGCCUGGACAGGUUGGACGAGGACGUCGUGUUCGGUGGCAAGGUCGAGUUCGCGCUCGCCAGUGUAGGCAAGACCAGGUCGUGGGCUCACAAGCAUGAGGAGGAGCCGGAGGAGGAAAGCAAGCCGGUCGACGUCAGCGGUGGGCUGCAUGAUCUGAAGAGAUGGAUUGUCGGGCUUCAGUCUUAG
Sporisorium graminicola is the source of this 1275-nucleotide messenger RNA. RefSeq lists its product as uncharacterized. The coding region runs from base 1 to 1275 and encodes 424 amino acids. NCBI's taxonomy places the organism in Eukaryota, Fungi, Basidiomycota, Ustilaginomycetes, Ustilaginales, Ustilaginaceae. The record is from RefSeq and is a predicted model, not a curated record. The transcript has a single exon.